UUUGUCGUUGCCAAUCGUUAGAAUUUAUAAAAAAAAAAUGAAGUUACUUUGGUUGCUGGCGCAGUUCUUGGUGCUGCUCAGCUUUUACCCCGCCGUUCGCUGUCAACUGCAGUGCAAUGCAAUGUCGAGCACUCGGCAAAAGCGCAUUGUCAUACACAAUCCGGCAGCAGAGCAGCUCAACAAGCUGGACAGCUGCCAGUACGAGGUGGCGCCGUGGAGCGCACAGGUCUGUCAAGUGCGCAUCGAUUUCGAGCGCUUAGAGCUGCCGCAACCGCGCCUCAAUGCCAGCACGCAGCUGCUGGAGUGCGUCGAUUUUGUGCAGGUGCAGCGUUUUCAGCUCUGCGGCCGCAACAACGGACAGCAUCUGUACGUGCAACUGCAACGGGGCCAGACACUCAAACUGCACUUCAAAUUGGGCAGCCACUCACCGCAGUCCACGUGGCAGCUGACGCUAACACAACUCGAGUGUCCGCAGCAUACGCGGCAGCCAGCUGCUGCUGCUGCUGCGGCCCCCGUGCCCACUGCGCGCCCCCUGUUGCCCUUCCUUAGAAAUUUACUGCCACGCACCAUAUUUGGUGGCAAUGCUGGUGCUGGGCCAGCCGUGCAGCUGUUCCAGACGUUAACUGCGCCCUCGCAGGCUGAUCUGGAGCUAUUGGCACCCCUGGGCUGUGAUCAGUAUUGGCGCAGCUCGUCGGGCGGCAUUGUUAGCUUCAACUUUGCGGGCGGCGUUUAUAUGCCCGACCUGAAGUAUACCAUAUGUGUGGCAGGUGCUGCAAAUCAGGAGAUAAGCUACAACAUUGAACACUUUGCCUUAUCGAAAUUCAAUGAUGCACCUGGUGCUGGCUAUGACAUGGACUGUCACAGCACGGUUCGAACUUUGGGACGUGCUUCCGACUAUCUGUUAAUACCCAACUCAUAUAUGGCAAAUAAUCAGGCACUGCAGCCCACUUAUUAUUGCGGCAACGACCUGGCCGGCAACAAACUAAUCGCACGUCCGCCCUUUGUCAUGUAUUUCUCCAGCGAUGCGCAGACAAGUGCAUCCGAAACGGGCUUCCAAUUGACGUAUGCAGUUCAACCGUCGCAGUCAAAGUUCGAGCUGUGAAUUUCACCAAUAUUAACUUAAUCAAUGCACACAGUAAUAUGUAGAUUCAUCGAUACAAUGGAGCAAUUGGCUAUGGGGUACAGUUCGCUUUCAUUGCCACUGCGUUGCCUUAAUUAAAUAGCCCAGCACAUGGGCAUAAAGUCA
Drosophila montana is the source of this 1246-nucleotide messenger RNA. RefSeq lists its product as uncharacterized. The transcript is spliced from 2 exons. Bases 38 to 1102 code for a protein of 354 amino acids. The record is from RefSeq and is a predicted model, not a curated record. NCBI's taxonomy places the organism in Eukaryota, Metazoa, Arthropoda, Insecta, Diptera, Drosophilidae.